Misgurnus anguillicaudatus (oriental weatherfish) is the source of this 5564-nucleotide messenger RNA. RefSeq names its product synaptotagmin-like 5 (gene sytl5). The record is from RefSeq and is a predicted model, not a curated record. Gene Ontology annotation, biological process: intracellular protein transport; exocytosis. Gene Ontology annotation, molecular function: small GTPase binding; phospholipid binding; neurexin family protein binding. Gene Ontology annotation, cellular component: exocytic vesicle; plasma membrane. Lineage: Eukaryota; Metazoa; Chordata; Actinopteri; Cypriniformes; Cobitidae.
CACGGUCACGGGGAAUCCGUGGGAGCACAGGCUCCGCCCACGACAUGCUCGUCUCCAGGGGCGCGUGCGUGGGGGGGUUUGCCUCGCGAUCAGCUCGAGCAGCAGAGGCUGUAAUGAACACAGAGUCAUAGCACGCGACCGUAUAACAGAGCACUGCAGUUUACAGAAGACUCAUGAACGCGCGCUGCGGCAGUCUGAGGAAUAAAUGAAGAAUUCAACAAUGCUCUGACCCACAGGAUCAAGAUUGCUGAGUGAUGAAUGGUAUCUGAAGGAUACGUAUUUUGGGAAUACGUAGGGGACUGAAGAUUUCGAGUGGCAUUCAUGAAGGAUUUGUUGGCAGCCAAAUUGAUUGGCUGAGUGUUCGUUGACCCAUGUAAGCCCUUUUCAAAUGAUCAUGGCGAAGACAACCGACUCUCUCAAUCUGUCCUUCCUCCUGGAGCAUGAAAGACAGAUGAUCCUCAAUGUCCUCCAGAAAGACGAGAAGCUCCGUAAACGAGAGGAGAAACGCAUCAGGAAGUUAAAAAAUGAACUUUUGGAACUAAAGCGAGUCGGGCGACGCAGUUCGGCGGAUCAGCGUGAGUGCGUCGUAUGUCUGCGGGCUCUGGGUCUCAUCCUGCAGAGGGGUAAUGUGUGUACCAACUGUCAUCGGCGCGUCUGCAAUUUCUGCACUGCUACGCCUUCAGACAGCAAACACUGCAAAUGCACCGUGUGUGCAAAGACUGCGGAACUGAAGGUAGUUACAGGAGAAUGGUUUCAGGAAGAGAGAUCAAAAAGGUUUCAACAUGCCGGCAUACCCAGCAGUGAUGUAGUCAAACAGUCUAUUCUCAACAGUCCAGCAGAUGGAGGUUCCACCCAGCGCCAGCCGUCUCCAUCAGAGUUGGAGAGAUCAGCCACGCCCCAGCUUGAGAUACCAGGCACACCUCAAUCACAGAAAAGCACAGGAAAGAUCAGAAAAGGGAAGAAAGCACUUGCAGUGGAAUCAUCAGGAUUGCCAACAACACCCAAUAACAUGCGAGCACAAACACCCCAAAUGCCCACCCAAAUGGAGGGUAGAAACAGGCCGGACGGGGCAGAGAGCGUGACUAGUAUACAAAGUAGUGACAGCGGUCCAGAAAAAAUUACGGAUGGGCGGAGACAAACACAUUCUAGAACACCCUCCAUCGCCGUAUCCAGGGCCUCCCUCUCAUCAGAUCGCAGUCGUUCAGAGGUUGACCUCAGUAUUGCCGGGGAUGACUUCAGUGAAGACCCAUUGGUUAAUCGCUGCCGUUCAGUACCCGGGCUCAACGAUGAGGACUCGGAUGAGGACAUCGAUGCUUUGUUAUCGGCACAUUACAAAACCAACCGGAGCGACAGCUUGGCACAAUCAAUGUCUUCCACACCUGCCUCGGAGAGAAAGUGGGGUUUCCUUAAUGUACCUGACUCAGACGCUGACACUAGGCCGUCACACAUGCACUCAAACACAAGCUUGAGACAGACGGACAACCCAACACUUAUUCUGUCUGCUCUCCAGACCAGUAUCAACAGUAUGAUGAGCGUGUACAGCGAAACGGGAGACUACGGCAACAUACGGGUAUCCGGGGAGAUCCUGCUUAACAUCUCCUACAGCUAUAAAACAGGGGCACUCAAUGUGCUCGUCCGCGAGUGCCGCUGCCUAGCAACCGGGGAUGAGAGGAAACAGCGCACAGAUCCGUAUGUUAAAACGUAUCUUUUGCCAGACAAAUCCCGUCAAAGCAAGAGGAAAACCAGUAUCAAAAGCAACACUACUAACCCAGUGUUCAAUGAGAACCUAAGGUAUGUGGUCAGUCACUCUCAGCUAGAGACGCGCACACUGCAGGUGUCUGUGUGGCAUCACGAUCGCUUCGGACAGAACACCUUCCUAGGAGAGGCAGAAAUUCCCUUUGACUCUUGGGAGUUUGACUCUCAUUUAGAGGAAUGGUUUGCACUGCAGCCCAGGAAUGAUCCUUAUGUAGAUUCAGUGAUGCAUUAUAAAGGUGAACUGACAGUGGUUUUGAAGUACAUUCCUGCAGAGAGAAAUGCCACCCUGCCUGUGGACCAAGUGCAAGUAAAAAAGGGAUUUCUUAAAGGAAAGAAAUUCAUCACUCUUCCUAAAGGUGGAAUGGUGGAGUUGUUGGUUAAGGAGGCCAAAAACUUAACAGCAGUAAAAGGAGGUUCAUCCGAUCCGUUCGUCAAAGGAUACCUCCUGCCCGAUGACAAAAAAAGCACAAAGCACAAGACGGCCGUGGUGAAGCGCACAGUAAACCCACGCUGGAAUCACACAUUCACAUACUGCGGCCUGCAGCACAGUGAUCUGGACAACGUGUGUCUUGAGCUCACCGUGUGGGACAGAGAACCACUCUCCAGCAACGUUUUCUUGGGUGGGGUACGGCUCGGGGCCGGGACAGGUCUGAGUUACGGGAAGGAAGUGGACUGGAAUGAUGCUUACGGGGAGGAGCAGCGGCUAUGGCAACGCAUGAUUGACAACCCAGAAGUCCCUCAGGAGUGCACGCUGAUGCUGCGAUCCAGCAUGGCCAAAAGAAAGACUUAGAAGAAUACACACAGAGAGUGUUUCUCUGGCAAUACGCAUUAAAUCUGAUCAUCACUAGACACUUUAAAAUGCUUUUAGGCAUUAUUCACAUUCUAAUUCUUUUAGUGUGAAUUUGCAUACUAAAUUCUUAAAACACAUUUGUUGCAUACUGUACGUAUGUCUGUAUAGGCCCGUAGGGCACUGGUACAUCUGGUGUUUACAUUAGUUUGGGUAAUUUGGAGCUAUUUUCUGUGAUUAGAUUUACCCGAUCUUAGACCACAUUCAUUCCUGGCAUUAACACUGACUUAAAUCCAGAUGUAAAAGACAACUGUGUUUAUGGAAUAUUCAUGUAAUCUAGAUAAUCAUACACACACAUUAACAUCGGGUGUAACUUGAGGACUGUUCAAAAGAGCACAGUAAACAUUUGAAUCACAUCAUUGUCCAGAAAGAACAAAGCACUAGGCACUUCUUUACACAUGCACAAAAAUAAAUCGCAUCUGCAGACAACACAUACAACAAACACUGCUGAAUAUGAUUAGGAUUGUGUUCCUGUUUACCAGCUGGUAGUGACUGGCGUCAACAAUGCCAUGAUCAUGGGUUUGUUUCCCAGGGUAUGCAGAUGCCAGAUACUGAUAAUAUGUACAGCUUAAAUGCACUGAAAGUUUGGAUUAUAGCAUUUGCUAAAUACAUAAAUGACCAAAAGUUGAGGCGAAGAAAAUUUAUUUAAAGGUGCAAUGUGGGACCAAUAGAAGGAUCUAUUGACAGAAAUGCAACGUAAUAUACAUAACUAUUAUCAAUGUUGGGGAAAGUUACUUUUAAAAGUAAUGCUUUACAAUAUUAAGUUACUCUCCAAAAAAGUAACUAAUUGUGUUAGUUGGUUGAGGCCUGAUCGCUUUCAGGCCUUGAGGGUGUUUUUUAUGACUGAGAAGUUCUGCGUUCAGAAAUUGCAUAUUUCCAUCGCAAAAAUUUUAUCUCCGUUUCUGACUCAAACUGUUCCUGUUCUAUAGAGGGCGUAAUUCUAUGUGACUACAUUCAGUUUAAUUCAGUAGUUGUUUUUUAUUAAAUUGAAUAAUUAAACUGAAAAGUAACUAAUUGAAAAGCGCAAAUUGAACGUUGCCGCUGGAAACACGCGAGUGAACAAAUCUGAACUUCGGCAGAUUUCGGCGCCAAAUUAACCAAUCAGGACCUUGCUGUAGUAGUGACGUGAUUACAUAGCCUGGCUCCGCCCUCCUACGUGCUUCCGCUUAAUUUUCAUUUCGCUUCAGUACUACGUCUGGGACUGUUGUGUAGAGUUUCGUUUUCUCCUGCAAAAAUCUGCAGGUCCAAUCAGCGAACAGAUGGGGGUGGCUAAGAACGAUGACUUUGAGUCUUUUGAGUUUGAGUUGUAGUUCAGUAAUGGCUGCGGAGAAAUACGUGAGGAAAGCUAUUCAGUCCGUUGUUGCAAAACUUCAGAAUAUCCAGAAGUUAAAGCCGGAGCAAGAACAAUGUUUGCUAAGUUUUGUUGGUCUGAUCAUUUGGACUUGUUGUAACGUUAGCGAUUGGUUAUGGCAGAUUCAGAGUGACUCUGGGCAGAUCCAAUAGAUUUAAACUUCAACAGAGGACCCUCCUUAACGGAAGUAGCACUUUGCAAUGGAGCGUGGCCAGACUCUCUGUACAAAUGAAAUGAAUGUACGAGAGUCUGGUUGGACCAGGCUAGUGAUUACAGGAAGCGAGCGGAGUCUCAGCAGAGUCGCAGAAGCCCCUCCCGAAUGACUAGAAUUUCACGCGCUUAUGAAGCGAGUAAACUCAAAUGUUCAAGCGUCCAACUACGCACGAAUAGCGCGUUUUUGCCGCCUCUACCGCGGCUGGUGUAAACGCAGCAUUAGUCAUUGGUUGCAAUUCACAAUCUCACCACUAAAUGCCGCUAAAAUUCCACAUUGCACCUUUAAUAAAGCAUUGUCGUAGUUUACAUUAUAAUACUGUUUCAAUAUUCUCACAGCAAGAUUUAUUAUUAAUUCAGUUUUUUAUAUGAAUAUUUUUGACAUGUAGAGCAAGUCUGUGAGAAGGAUAAACAUACUGUAUCAUUAGGUCAGUGCAUAAUUUAUAUACAACCAAAAUGUAAACUGUAAUAGCUAAAAAAAAGGUUUAAUGUCCAUAUAAAAAAGAAGUGACUAUAGAUGUUAAUUUGUACCUGUGAUUCCCAACCUAAUAACAAGCAUUUCCAUGAGCACAUGUAUACAAAGAUGCACAAACAUCUGUAGACAUCCUGAGGUGUGUAUGUAUUACCUCAGAUCUGUCCUGGUUAUGUUGCAAAGCUAAAAAAACAUUUCUGAAGACAAUGUGGUUGAUUAUAUUAAAUUAUCUCCAGGUCAUAGUUAUGAUAAAAUGAUAGUUGGGUAGAGGGAGUGCAAAUUGACAUUUCAUAAUAUUGCUGGCUCUUUUUUGUUAUGAAAUCCUUCUGUCUGAUAAAGACAAAUCACAAUUCAGCAUGCAAAUGUUACCUCUACAUCAUCAUAGAUUUUAAUGACAUUUAAACUAAUACAGAAAAUGUCAACAUGUUUGUUUCAAAACAUGUUCAUAAAAACAAAAAUACAUCUAAUGAUAUCAAAGUUGUAAUAGAUCCUAUAUUUUAGAUGAAAAAAUGCAUUAGAAUAAUGCACUAGAAGCACAAGUCCCAAUGCUGAAUUUUGUGGUGAUCCAUUUCGUGAUGUCACUCACUGUGUGGACUCCAUGAAUAUAUUUGUGUACAAUGUGUCCUUAAACCCAUUCCUUUAAAGCAUCAAUUACAAAUCUAAACAAAUCUAUUAGACCUUAAGAACGUAUACAACAUGAUAUAUGAGACUUAUAAUAAAGUGAUUAGAUUUUGUGGCAUGUAGACUUUAUCAAUGUCAAAGUGUGACCUCCACUGUUACAUGUGUAAACAAUGUCCAAAAUUGUCUAAAGCUGUUAGAUCCACAGUAUGUUUGAUGCAGUUUCCACUCUCAUCCAGAUUUUCGAUAAACCAUGUACUGGUCUGUACUUAUAUUUCCUUCAGAAAGAUAAUAAACUGUUAUUAACCACC